Magnolia sinica is the source of this 1972-nucleotide messenger RNA. RefSeq names its product cell division control protein 48 homolog B. NCBI's taxonomy places the organism in Eukaryota, Viridiplantae, Streptophyta, Magnoliopsida, Magnoliales, Magnoliaceae. The record is from RefSeq and is a predicted model, not a curated record. Gene Ontology annotation, molecular function: ATP hydrolysis activity; ATP binding. Bases 233 to 1918 code for a protein of 561 amino acids. The transcript is spliced from 12 exons.
CUGCCGUGGCCAAAUGAUAAUAACUCUAUUUUUACCCACCCAACAGCCAUGGAUGGAUGGUUAGGAUUGCUCGACCAGCAUGAUUUUACAGACAUACUCCAUCUACAAUCCACAAUAUUUGGAUGGUCCGGAUCGCUGUACCCGAGUAACCAGACGGUGGGAUAUUAAUCACAGGAGAAUGCCCUUGAAAUAUCAAAGUCUGUGAUUUUAGGAGGGUUUUGGGUGGAGGGCCAUGGAGAGGAGAGCAGAAGAAUCAGUUGCAGGCUACGCUAAUGUGAUAGAAGCCCUCAGAGAAAUCAUCAUCUAUCCUCUCAUCCACUCUCGCCAAUCUCAAUCUCUCGGCCUCAAAUGGCCCAGUGGAUUGCUGCUCUAUGGUCCUCCAGGCACUGGAAAGACAAGCUUGGUCCAUGCUGUUGUUCGAGAGUGCAAUGCACAUUUGACUUCAAUCAGCCCGCAUUCAAUUCUUAGUCCAUAUGCUGGAGAAAGUGAAAGGUUAUUGAGGGAGGCUUUUUCGGAAGCACUGGAACAUGCAUCAUUGGGCAAGCCAUCUGUCAUUUUUAUUGAUGAAAUCGAUGUCCUUUGUCCGCCUCGUGAUUCCAGGAGAGAGCAAGAAUCCCGAAUAGUUGCUCAGCUACUUACUUUGGUCGGUGGCAGCAAGGCUUCUUCUAAGUCCCGUCCCCAUGUCGCUGUUGUGGCAUCAACUAACAGAGUGAAUGCUAUCGAUCCAGCAUUACGAAGAUCAGGACGUUUUGAUGCUGAAAUUGAAGUUACAACACCUACUGAAGAGGAGCGCUUUCAAAUCCUCAAGCUCUAUUCAAAGGAGUUCGUUUUGGAUAACAAUGUCGACCUAAAAGCUAUAGCUGCAUCCUGCAAUGGAUUUGUUGGGGCUGAUUUAGAAGCUUUAUGUCGGGAAGCAUCCCUGUCUGCCCAGCGCAGGUUGUCAUCUACAACCAAAAAUGGUGGUAUACCUGUAAUAAUGGAUGACUGGAAGCAUGCACGAUCCAAGGUUGGUCCAAGCAUCACGAGGGGGAUUACUGUUGAAGUCCCAAAGGUGUCAUGGCAAGAUAUUGGAGGACUGAAAGAUCUAAAGAAUAAGCUCCAACAAGCUGUUGAGUGGCCCAUUAAGCAUGCUGAAUCAUUUGCAAGACUUGGAAUAUCGCCAAUAUGUGGGGUCCUUUUGCAUGGACCACCAGGGUGCUCGAAGACUACCCUUGCCAAAGCUGCAGCACAUGCUGCCGGCGCUGCUUUUUUCUCCUUGAGUGGUGCGGACCUAUAUUCUAUGUAUGUUGGAGAAGGAGAAGCUUUGUUACGCAGCAUAUUUCAAAGGGCACGCCUUGCUGCACCAAGUAUUAUAUUCUUUGACGAGGCCGAUGUAGUUGGUGCCAAACGGAGUGGAGGUGGUGGGAAUCCACGUGGUAGCUCUACAGUUGGAGAGAGACUUCUAUCUACUUUACUGACUGAAAUGGAUGGACUAGAACAAGCUAAGGGUAUUCUUGUUCUAGCUGCUACAAAUCGACCUCAUGCAAUUGAUGCUGCACUUAUGCGUCCAGGGCGCUUUGAUUUGGUGCUUUAUGUCCCUCCUCCUGAUUUAGAAGGCCGGGAGGAGAUAUUGCGUGUGCACACACGUCGUAUGAAGCUUGGUGAAGAUGUCAAUCUCAGACAGUUGGCAGAAGACACGGACCUCUUCACUGGGGCUGAGCUGGCAGGACUUUGUAAUGAAGCUGGCAUGUUGGCUCUUAGAGAAGACAUCUCUGCCACUGCCAUAUUCAAUCAUCAUUUCUGGACUGCAAGAAAUUCGCUAAGACCUGCCUUGACGAAGUUACAAAUUGAUCAAUAUGCAUCGUUUAUGAAAAAGCCGUCAUCAAAACCCUCAGAUGCAGAUAUGCUUAAAUUCAUCAAAACCAUCAAUUCAAUGUAGAACCGGUGAAUUUGAUGAAAUGCCCAUCUGGGUAAUCUUCCUUAUCCAAUUUUG